AUGGCUAUUGAGUCAAGCAAUAUUAGGAGUUUGAUAUGGACAAAUGUUAAAUAUUCUAUAGAAUUUUCCUCCACUUUUACCAAGAAACAUCCAUUUGUUUCAUUCACUUUGUUAUUCUUCAUCUUGUUUUAUGUUCUUUCACCAUCAAACACUUGGUUUUUCAUUUAUUCCUUACCCCUUUUGUUCUUUUUCACUAUUCUUCUUAUAGUCUUUUUUAGCAUUCCAAAUUUUGAACACGAUGUUGAUCAUUCGAAACCUAGAAGUAAUAUAAUCAGUCAUCAUGUUGAUAAAGAUCAUGAUGAAGAUGUCAAUGAAAAUAAACGAAAGGCUUUUCUUCGAGCUAGAUCCGUUAGACGAAGAAAAUCCAAGAAAUGUAUAGAAACUGGUGCUGAGGAAUUUGCAUCGUUUGGAAUACCUUUUAGUGAUGAUUUUGUUGACAAAGGCGCGUUGAUUGAAGAAAAACUGAAAGAUAUUCGAGAGGUGGAAGUGCAUUCGAUAAGUCAUGAUCAUGCUGAAUGUUCUUCCAGCUCAAAUAUUUUCAAGAAUUCAAGGCCUGUUGAGUAUUCAGGUUGCUCAUAUGAAGCAAGUGGAAAAUGUUUUAAAUCUUUUAGUUGUAUGUAUGAGAGAAAAACAGGAUCCUGUUUUGAUGAAACAGAAUAUGAUGGGGCAAGAAAUAAGGGUGUGCAAUGGAAAGAUGAAGAUCAAAAGAAUCUUAUGGAUCUUGGACUUUCUGAGAUUGAAAGGACUAAAAGAUUGGAAAGUUUAAUGGCACGAAGACGAGCACGAAAGAUGCUUAGCCUACAAGUUAGAAGAUCACUGAUGAAUAUAGGCUGCAAAGAAACAUAUCCUCCAGUUUCUUCAAUUUUAAUUCCAAAACACAGAGAAUCAACUAAUCAAUUUUCACUUACCCCGGGUUCAGCCCCUUCGAUUUUGGGACCAAAUCGGAAUCCUUUUGACCUUCCAUAUGAUCAACAUGAAGAAAAGCCUAAUGUAAGAGGUGGAAGUUUUAUGCAAGAGUUCAUGUUAGCUCAGGAACAGAAGGAGUUGAUGUUAUCCAGGCAUGAAAGCUUCUGUUUGGGGACUGCAUUUCCAGGGGACUUGAAUCUUGAUCAGCGCAAAAGGACUCUACGUUCUGAUCUUCCAUCCAGGCAAUGGUUUCCGGAGACAUCUGAAAGUUCCAAAUCAAGACACCCGUUAGGUAAGGAAUAUAAUGAUAGAGUAGUUGAAGAAGUACCGUCUCAAGCGUCCGAACCAGAGAUGAACGUGGUCUAUAAUGGAGAUCAUAGUAGGGAAGGCCAGGAUAAUAGCCAGGAUGAAAAAGACAGUAGUGAAGUACAGAUAAAGUCAGUACUAGUGGAAGGCAUUAGCAAUAGGUUUAGUUCAUCAUCUUCAUCGGAAGAUGACGAACCAUUCUAUAAGAUAGACAAAGAUGCAAUCUUGAAAUCUAUUGCUUCUCCUUCUCUAAGGAACUUAUCAGGUGAUCCAUCACAUUCCGGUUCAUCCUUGUUGGAGAAAACGAUAGAGGACGAAUGUUUAUACUAUCCUAAUCGUCCUAUGCAUCACACUCCCGGCCAGUCUAUUGCUUCUGACUUGCAAGUGGAGGUUUCUGAAGUCGGUUCACCUCCAUUGACAAACGAUGGGAGCUCAUCCGCAGGUGAAGAGAUUUCUAUAGAUGGGGAGAUAGAAAAAGCCAUAACGUCUAGCAGUGAAGACAUGCUGAUGUCUUCUUCUCACCUAGCUAGAGUAGAUGAAAAUGAAUCAAAUUCCAGAGAAGUACGCGAGGUCACUGAACAAGAUAUAGUAGAAUUUGGAUUUUCGAGGUUCCAUAUGUCUGAGAAUAAUGUGCCACAAGAUAUUCCAUCAGAACGAACAAUUGAACCGUAUUCCACUAGUUCAAGCUCAUUUCCACCUCCAAGGACAGACAGGAAUCAAGCUAGCAGUAGUUAUCAACAGCGUAGGCCGGAAGGACUUUCUGUAGUUGGUGAAAGAUUUCAAGGUUCAUUACUACAACCAGAAUUUCCAGUACAACAACUCCCUUUCGCAUCAACGUCACUAGUAUCACCGACAUCUGUUCUACAACCAAGUUGCUUAAUCGAACAUGGAUCCUCUUCGAGUAUUGAUCAGCUACAAAAUGAUAGGUCAGUGAACAUCUCCAGUGAGAGAUCAGAUUCAAUUGGUUCACAGGAAUCAGAUCUUAGUUUAAGCAACUUAACAUUACAAGUUUCUGAAUUACCUUCAGAAACAGAAAAUUCAAUUUCAGCCAAAGAGAACGACGUUGCUUCACACGUGCUAGACAGUGCCAGCGAACAACAUAGUGAACAUGUGGCAUUUUCAACUAUUGGACAAGGACACCCCUCAUUUGACACCUCUAGUACAUCAUCAUCUAAGUCUGUAUCGCAACCAAAUUUUAUCAUUGAUCAAGGAUCUAGUUCAAAUCUGGAGACUCAACACGUAGACACGCGCAGACUAAAAAAUAAGCAUCCGGAUGAAGUAACUGCUGGAAGUUGUGAUCCAACCACUACUCGGAUCUCAACACUUACGUUAAGAAAUCCGACAGUGCAAAAUUCAGUUCCACAUCCGGAGACACAGAAGUCUGCAGAAAAUUUAAAGUCUCUCCCUAGAAAUGACAUUCAGGAAACACUUCGUGAUAAUGGUGGUAAACAGCAUAUUGAAGAAGUUUUUUCUACAAUUAGCCAGAGUUUUGAUGAUUCACAAGCAUCAUCAUCAUCAUCACCACAUGAUCUGGUGGUCGAACAAGUUUCGAUGGCCUCUACUUCAUCCCCCUCUCCCAACACUAGGAUUCAACCAAAGUUCUCAGCAAGGGAAGGCUCCUCAACUUCUGAAGAACAGAAGAGAAUGCAGGAUCCUAUACCUGGAAUUCCAUCGGAGAGAGGUAUCAAUCAAGACUCAAUCAGCUUACAAUCUACAAGCCGAGAAGUCCCUACAGCCUCAAGUUGUUCAUCAUCACCAAAGUCUGUACUUGAACCAAAGUCCUCAACAGGUCAAGGCCCUCUGUUGAACUUUGACAGGGAAGAACAAAUAGGUGAAAGUCCAAGUCAAAGAAUGUCUAGAACUUUGUUGGUUGAGUCUGCAUCACACCAACUUCAUCAUGCAGAUGCUAAAACGAAAUCAUCCAAUGAUGAAGAGAAGCCCCAUGAAGAAGCCACUAACCACAAUGAUGUCAAGAAGGAAGUGGACAUACCCAAAAUGAACCUCAAAGAAGUCUCUAUAGAAUCACCAAACAAGACCACUAUAUUGUCUUCCAACAACAGCACAAAACAUCAAAAGUCAAGUGAUGUUACAAAUUUUGCUUCCCCUUCAACUAACAAGGAUGAAAUUUUAGUCAUUCCUAUUAGUGCAAGUGAACAAACUUCAGAAAAGGGUAAUUCUGCAACAUCAAAGGAAACACAUAGUGACAAAACAGAUAGUAAAGAAAAGGCUAAAGACUAA
Solanum dulcamara is the source of this 3450-nucleotide messenger RNA. RefSeq lists its product as uncharacterized. The transcript has 4 exons. The coding region runs from base 1 to 3450 and encodes 1149 amino acids. NCBI's taxonomy places the organism in Eukaryota, Viridiplantae, Streptophyta, Magnoliopsida, Solanales, Solanaceae. The record is from RefSeq and is a predicted model, not a curated record.